AUGAGUAUCCUGCGAACAGGGGCCCAUGUGCUCCAGAUCCUGCGGCGCAGUCGACCCCAGUGUCUUCUCCGCACUCGUUUCCCCAUACAACCCGCUCCGAGCCGCGCCUUUCACGCUGGCCCCUCGCUCUGGGGGAUCAAGUCGCAGAUUUUGAAGGAUGUUGGAGAAGGUAUCACUGAGGUGCAGAUCAUUCAAUGGUACGUGGAGGAGGGGGCCCAUAUUGAGGAGUGGAAGCCACUCUGUCAAUACCAGUCUGAUAAAGCUGUGGACGAUAUCACGUCACGAUACGCGGGUGUGAUCAAAAAGCUCCAUUUCGAGGCCGACGAUACAGUCCCGACGGGUAGGGCUUUGUGUGAUAUCGAAGUCGAGGAUGGACAAUAUCCCGACGACCAGCCCGCUCACGAACCGACACCAGAGUUGGCAGUCGGGCCUCCAGUGACGCCUCCCGAGUCCGGUGUACUCGCAUCCUCGCAAGCAGCUGAGGUCUCACCCCUCGACCCCCAGGUUGUCGAAGAGCCCGAGGCGAUUCCCAAGUCCAAGCAUGCAUCCCUCGCGACGCCAGCCGUUCGAGGCUUGUUGAAAACCCACAGCGUGGACAUUCUCGAGGUCAACGGCACGGGCAAAGAAGGACGCGUUCUCAAAGAAGAUGUCCUCAAAUACGUCGAGACACGAGACUCUUCGCCAUCACUAACGAGCUCAACUACCACUACCACACCCACGUCCCCAUCUACAUUCGCCGACAUGACCAUGGCACCCUCAUCCACCCUCGUCGAUACCCGCCAGGUCGAAUCCGCAGUAUCUCUGACCCCCAUUAAAUCCGCCAUGUUCAAGACGAUGACCAAAUCUCUCACGAUCCCCCACCUACUCUACACCGACGAGCUCAAAAUCAACGACAUCUCCUCCAUCCGCAAGAAACUCCUCAGUGACUCCCGCGACCCCAAGAAAAUCACAUUCCUCCCCUUCGUGGUCAAAGCCGUCUCCCUCGCCCUGGCUCAAUAUCCCAUCCUCAACGCCCGCGUCGACACCACCGACCCCACCAAGCCCAAGAUCAUCAUGCGGGAAAAGCACAACAUCGGCAUCGCCAUGGAUACCCCCCGCGGCCUGAUCGUCCCCAACAUCAAAGACGUCGCCAACCGAUCCAUCCUGGACAUCGCCGCUGAGAUCUCUCGACUCAGCGCCCUCGGCAAGGAAGGGAAAUUGGGCCCGGCCGAUCUCAACGGUGGUACCAUUACCGUUUCAAAUAUCGGGAAUAUCGGCGGGACGUACGUUGCCCCCGUGAUUGUCCCUUCGGAGGUGGCGAUUCUGGGCGUCGGUCGCACGAGGACAGUCCCCGUCUUUGAUGACAAGGGUGAAGUCGCCCGGGGCGACAUGGUGAACUUUAGCUGGAGUGCUGAUCACCGGGUGAUUGAUGGGGCAACAAUGGCGCGUAUGGGCAAUCGGGUGCGCGAGUUGAUCGAGUCGCCCGAGUUGAUGCUUCUUAAUUUGCGAUGA
Molecule: messenger RNA, 1491 nt
Organism: Penicillium oxalicum
Lineage: Eukaryota; Fungi; Ascomycota; Eurotiomycetes; Eurotiales; Aspergillaceae
Exons: 4
Coding region: 1-1491 (496 amino acids)
Cellular component (GO): mitochondrion; cytoplasm
Molecular function (GO): lipoic acid binding; acetyltransferase activity
Source: RefSeq, a predicted model, not a curated record